This is a messenger RNA of Strongylus vulgaris, 825 nucleotides long. NCBI's taxonomy places the organism in Eukaryota, Metazoa, Nematoda, Chromadorea, Rhabditida, Strongylidae. The record is from the annotation of a GenBank genome assembly.
AUGAGCCACAUAUCUAUGGUCUUCUUCUGUCAGGCUUUGCUGAGUGAUACACCUGUAAUGAAAGCGUUUUGGUGGCUAAUUAUGAUAGUAUGCAUUAUGUGUGGUACUAUCACAACCACACUAGUCAUUUUGGAAUAUGUAGAUGGACCAACAGCCACAUCCACAACUAUAAGAUUGGUAGACAGCUUGGAACUACCAGCCAUAACGAUUUGCCCAAAGGUUCCGGAUGCUUUCAACUCAACCGGACUUUUCGCUGAUAUUUACGAGUCAUUACCUGGUAUAGACAAUGUUACUGCAAAUGAUUUAGUAAAAUUUUGGAUUGGAGGUAGCGGGUUGGAAAAUAUGGACGAUUUAGCUUAUUUUAAUCGAACAUAUAUGAGUCACCUUAAUUCGUUGUACAAAACGUGGUCAAACGGAUAUUCUAUCGAUGAAUUCUUUAAUCUCAUGCAGGGAAAAUAUGGGUAUUCAUGCGAAGAACUCUUUCAAGAGUGUCAACUGGCGGGGAAAACAAUGAGCUGCUGUAAUGAUUUGUUCGUGAAGCAAGUUGUUAUGCGCCGAGGAAUCUGCUUCCAAACAAGGAAGUUCGUCAAUCAGACAGAAGCAGAUGACAUUGGGAGGCUCGUUUUAAGCAUAAAAGCACCACCUAGCAUUACAAAUCCUCAUUACAAUUACAGCCAGCCACAGAUCAUUGUCUAUGUGACAGAUAAUUUUCGAAACGUCGUCGACUUUCCUCGAUUUUAUUUGUAUCCUCACGAAUGGAAUCGAAUGCGAUUUACAGCCAGAUACAUCGAACUUAUUGAGAACGAAGACGUUUGCACACAGAAG